Molecule: messenger RNA, 1461 nt
Organism: Closterium sp. Yama58-4
Lineage: Eukaryota; Viridiplantae; Streptophyta; Zygnematophyceae; Desmidiales; Closteriaceae
Source: the annotation of a GenBank genome assembly
AUGGUCCAUUCCCAGUGGGAUGCUCUACGAACCAAGACUCUUGGGGGAACUCUACUCGCUCCGAUCGCGGGGUUUCGCGUCGCCAGGGGAAUAAAGUCGCAGAUCGGGUUUCAAGGGCUGCCGACAACGUCAACCGCCAAAUGCGCCGCCACACAGGCGGCGCUGCUCGCGGGCGAGCCGGUUCUCAGAGGCGCCACGUCAGCACCGGCGUCUCUCUCGCCCGCCACGUGGCUGCCACUGGGCAGAUCCGGGCCCACUCCUGGAGCGCCACGUGUCGCCAGGAGGGCGGGCGUGAGACCAGGAGCAGCGGUGGCGGCGGCAGCGAGAGGAAGGGGUGCGAGCUCUGCAGGCGGAAGAGUGUCAUCCGCUGCUGCUCAGCAGCAGGUGCUGCUGGCGUCAGUGUCCCAGUCCACGUCAGCACCACCUCCCGUGCGCCCAUCACAGUCAGCCUCAUACCCGGGCACACCCCUCAUGUGGGUGGGAGUGGGCGUGGCUCUCUCGCUCUUCGCCUCCUGGGGCUCCAAGUUCGUCAUGCAGCGCAUGCAGCAAGCCAUGAUGAAGCAGAUGCUCAGCGCCAUGCAAUCUGGCGGCGGGCCAGCCGGCGCAGCCAAUCCGUUUGCGGCAGCUGGCAUGGGCGGUGGUGCCAAUCCGUUUGCAGGCAUGGGCGGCGCAGGAGCAGCAAGCCCCUUUGGUGGCAUGCCCUUCCCACCACCACCGCCAGCAGCAUCACCCUCAUCAUCACCCUCCUCUCCCUCGUCGACCUCCUCUGGUUCACCCAAGGCUAAACCCUCUUCUUCAGCCACCAAGGCGUCUGCAGCGGAUGAGGCGGAGCAGAGCACGAAAAAGAAGAGCUUCUUUCAAGAUGCUGAGGUGGUGGAGGAGCCAUCUGGGGGAGGCUUUUCCUGGGGAAACACAGGCACCAGCACGGGCAGCACCAGCAGCAAUGCGUCGAAUGCCACGUGGGACACGACCACCAACUCGUUUGCCAAUGGGGGAGGCGGUGGCGGGGCUAAGGGCAAGAUGACAGUGGAGGCGUUGGAGAAGAUGCUCGAGGACCCCAUGGUGCAAAAGAUGAUUUUCCCGUAUCUUCCAGAGGAGAUGAGAGACCCUGCCACCUUUAAGUGGAUGAUGCAGAGUCCCAUGUACCGCCAGCAGCUAGAGAGCAUGCUCGACAACAUGGGAGGCACGGGCUUUGAUGACCGCGUGCUGGAGAUGAUGAAGAGCUUUGACCUCAACAGCCCGGAAGUCAAGGACCAGUUCUCCCAGCUGGGCAUGUCACCAGAGGACGUGGUUGGUAAAAUCAUGUCCAACCCAAAACUUGCUGCUGCCUUCCAGAACCCUCGCCUGCAGGCUGCUAUCCUCGACGUCUCCUCCAAUCCUAUGAACUGGACCAAGUACCAAAACGAUGCUGAGGUGAUGGAGAUCUUCAACCAGAUUCAGGAGCUCUUUGCCCCGCGCUGA